Archocentrus centrarchus (flier cichlid) is the source of this 639-nucleotide messenger RNA. Its product is annotated as dual specificity protein phosphatase 19. The transcript is spliced from 4 exons. Bases 16 to 639 code for a protein of 207 amino acids. Gene Ontology annotation, molecular function: JUN kinase phosphatase activity. Gene Ontology annotation, biological process: protein dephosphorylation; regulation of MAP kinase activity. Gene Ontology annotation, cellular component: cytoplasm. The record is from RefSeq and is a predicted model, not a curated record. NCBI's taxonomy places the organism in Eukaryota, Metazoa, Chordata, Actinopteri, Cichliformes, Cichlidae.
CUGUUCAGUCUGACCAUGCAGUCCUUGACCGAGGAGAUCCAGAGUUUCUCUCGGACGCGACUGAGGAAGCAGUGCACCCGUGUGACCUCACUGAGUGGCCGCCGCAUCAUCGAGACUUGGAAGGGUUCAACAAUCACUGUGGUUGAAGAUCCCGUCACCCCAGAGAAGAUGCUGGGAUAUAUCCCUGACACUUCCUGGGACCUGCAGGUCGGCAUUGUGAAGCCCUUCCUGUUGCUGGGUUCUCAAGAUGCUGCCCAUGACUUCGGCACGCUGAGAAAACACAAGGUGUCUCACAUCCUGAAUGUGGCUUUCGGGGUGGAGAAUGCGUUCCCGGACCUGUUCAUCUAUAAGACCGUCAGUAUUCUGGAUCAUCCUGACACUGAUCUCCUCCCUCACCUCCAGGAAUGCUGCGACUUUAUCCAGCAGGCUCACACUGAGAAAGGUGUGGUGCUGGUCCACUGCAACGCUGGGGUGUCACGUGCACCAUCUGUCGUCAUUGGCUACCUGAUGUCAUGCGAUGGCCAGUCCUUCGACGCCGCCCUCUCAUUGGUCAAAUCAGCUAGGCCCGCCUCCUCACCCAACCCUGGCUUCCUGGAACAACUGAGGAACUACAAAACGCCAGCAAUGAAUGGGUCCUGA